AUGAACUGGGAAGCACCAGGUUUACUGCAGCCAGAUGCAGUUGCUCUGCACAACCGAGAUGAAGGCCUGCAGCCAAACCUUCAUCUGCUUGGCCACCUCUUCCUCUCACGGCCCAUGAGCCACGCCUUCAACUGCAUCCUCCUCUUCCAGUUUCCCAUCUAUGUGAUCCCGGCUUUCACCUGGAUUCUAACUCUUGCGAUCUUAGUAGCCCACCCAGUCAUCCAGCCAAUCACUUCCCUGCUCACCCUACUGAAAGGAGUCCUGCUCAUUGUCACGGUGGCUGUGACAUUUGCAGUGGGGUCAGAGGUUGGCCUUCAGAGCAGCAAUGACUUCAGUCAGAUGGGGAAACCUUUCCUAAUGGGCACAGUAGCUCUGGGAGGGAUUGUAAAUGUGAUGCCUUUGCUUUUCUCACAGAUCUCACACAACAAAACACAGAUCCUGUGGUUUCGAAGAGCAGUUCUUGGAGGUCUGACAACCUGCACUGUGCUCAACAUCCUCUGGGGAGAGCACCACAGGACACUGGGCUGUUUCAAGAAUGACUGCUACAACCUCUCCACAGGCUGA
Xiphias gladius (swordfish) is the source of this 564-nucleotide messenger RNA. RefSeq lists its product as uncharacterized. Lineage: Eukaryota; Metazoa; Chordata; Actinopteri; Istiophoriformes; Xiphiidae. Bases 1 to 564 code for a protein of 187 amino acids. The record is from RefSeq and is a predicted model, not a curated record. The transcript is spliced from 7 exons.